Messenger RNA from Blumeria graminis f. sp. triticale, 3033 nucleotides. Lineage: Eukaryota; Fungi; Ascomycota; Leotiomycetes; Helotiales; Erysiphaceae. The record is from the annotation of a GenBank genome assembly.
AUGUUCGAGAAGUCCCUCUAUGAUCUAAUUCGUGGCUUGCGAAAUUACAGGGGAAAUGAGAAAGAGUACAUUCAGAAUAGCUUGAAAGAAUGUCGGGCAGAAAUACGAGGUCAAGAUAUGGACCUCAAAGCAACCGCCUUACUCAAGCUUAUAUAUCUCGAAAUGUUUGGAUAUGAUAUGUCGUGGGCCGCAUUUCAUGUUCUAGAAGUAAUGUCUUCGGCAAAAUACCUCCAAAAGCGAGCAGGCUACCUUGGAGCAGUACAGACCUUCAGGCCUGAUACUGAAGUUCUAAUGUUGGCAACCAACUUGCUCAAGAAAGAUUUAACUUCUACUUCUACACUAACUAUGUCCCUUCCCAUUGCAACUUUACCUCAUGUUAUAACACCAUCUUUAGCGCUUUCAACUCUUGGAGAUUUACUGCCACGCAUGAAUCACUCUAAUCCGACUGUAAGAAAAAAAACAAUCAUAACAUUAUACAGACUUGCCUUAGUCCAUCCAGAAACACUCAGACCGGCAUGGCCAAAAAUUAAAGAUAGACUCGCAGACGAGUCUGAAGAUCCAAGUGUAGUAGCUGCUAUCGUCAACGUGGUGUGCGAGCUAGGUUGGAGACGACCACAGGACUUUUUAUCACUUGCUCCACGACUAUUUGGCUUGCUAGUUGAUGGCCGUAAUAAUUGGAUGGCAAUCAAAUUGAUUAAACUUUUUGCUAUCUUGACACCUUUAGAGCCACGAUUAGUCAAAAAACUCUUACCUCCCCUAGCCUCUAUAAUACGCACAACUCCCGCCAUGUCUCUCCUUUACGAAUGCAUAAACGGAAUUAUUCAAGGAGGAAUUUUAAGUACUACUGACGAGAGUGCCGGUGGCGAGGAAAUCGCUACUCUUUGUGUCAGCAAAUUACGAGGGAUGAUCAUGGUGGAGGGAGACGCAAAUUUGAAAUACGUCGCAUUGAUUGCGUUCAAUAAAAUAGUCGUAACACAUCCACAUCUCGUGGCUCAACAGCAAGAUGUUAUAAUGGAGUGUAUAGAUAGUCCUGAUAUUUCCAUUCGCAUGCGGGCUCUUGAUUUAGUUGUCGAAAUGGUAAAUAGCGAAAACCUUACAUCGAUUGUAUGUCGUCUUAUGAGACAGUUGAAGCACUCUCGUUCACCGAUUAUCCAAGAGACUAUCGUGCAGCAUGUUCCGGUCCAAAUUUUGGCUUCGACUGAAGAUGAACCUGAAGGUGCAAUACGUUACGAUCCUCACACAGAUGAGGCCCCAAUAAUAUCAGACGAGUACAAGAUUGAUGUUAUGAAUAGAAUAAUUAAUAUGUGCUCCAGCAGGAACUAUGGCAACUUGCUAGACUUCGAAUGGUACUUGGACAUAUUGAUCCAAAUCUUUCGAACUGCACCUGAUUCAACGUGCUCUUCAACGAAUAAUGACGAUAUGAGUUGGGAGAAUAACUCAACUAAUAUCCCUAGGCGUAUUGCAAAUGAACUGCGAAACAUAGCCGUGAAAGUGGAAGCUGUUCGCGAUCAGGCAACUAGGGCCUCUGAAUUGAUACUCUUAUCCAUAAGCAACAACCUUUCCUUACCCCUGUGCGCAGGAAACGGGGCACUGGACCCAGCUUCUUGGGUAGUCGGCGAGUUUGCAUCAAGUCUGUCAAACCCAGAAAGUACAAUGACUUCUCUUCUUCAAAUAAUUAAGAGUACUGAAAGACAAGUACCGCCAAUUACAUCUCUACAAGCUGUCCCCAAAAUAUUCUACUUGAUUUCAGGUGAUGAUAAAAUUCCGUGGACAGCGGAACGAAAAACUAUGGUGUCACUUAUAAUUGCUCGAAUAAUAUUUACUUAUGAGCCUCUUGCUUUGCAUCCCAGUUUAGAAGUACAAGAAAGGGCAGUUGAGUUCCUUGAAUUCCUUAAACUCUUGGUCGAGGCACUAUCAAAUCAGGAGACUUAUACAGAUGAUGCUCAACACCCUCCACUUCUGUUGACGGAAGCUCUACCAUCUCUUUUUUCUGGAUUUCAGCUCAAUUCUGUGGCACCAUCGGCAAUUAAAAAUGUACCCUUACCUGAUGGGCUAGAUUUGGAUCAAAUAAUCAACCCUAAUCUUGUCAAUUUGCUAAAUACUGCUGAACUAGAAACUUCUGAAGAACCAACCCAGAAAAAUUUCGACAAUUUUUAUCAUCAUCCAGAGAUUCCUUUCUUGAGCAACUCAGGAGUUAUCACAAGCCGUAUAGCUACUGACGAGAUAGAAUCUCAUACCUAUCAGCAUCAAAAUGAAGAAAGCUACUUUGACUCUGAUAUAUUAUCAAGACGGCGAAUUGAAAGGAUGGAAAAGAACAAAGAUGAUCCUUUCUACAUAACCCCAUAUGAUGAAAAAUCAGGCAUAUCGACUCAUUUGCAAAAUAUCCUUCAGCAAAAUAAAGACACCGAUCUAGACCUCGAUAAAAUACCAAUCAUUAAUCUAGAUCUUGGAAGACCAACUAGUAGUUCAAGAGAAACCUUGUCAAAGAAAAUAUCAGUGUCAAAAAUUCGGUCUCAGAUAGCUGUUGCGCCAGAUGAAACCCUUGUAACAAAUGGAACAACAAAGCUUCAGUUAGAUAGCCAUGAACCAACUGCUGGAGCUCAUCAAUUGAUGACAUCAAAAUCAAAGUUACCACUACUCCAGGUCGAUUCAAGUCACAUCAGCUCAAUAUCUCUUGAGGAUGACAUUAUUGACGUACCAACUGAAAUUUGCCAGCAACAGAAAGAACAAGCAGAUAUUGAAAAAGCAAUGAAAGAAAUAGAAAGAUUACGAUUACAGAUGCAGCGAUCCAACGAGAGAAUAGAAGCCGCUCAAGGCAUCGGAGGAACCGUUAUAGUAAAGAAAAAAAAGAAAGCAAAGUUGGCAGAGGUCGAGGAUGUUGCCCCGACCUUGAUGACGAAGAAAAAAAAGACACAUUUUAACCCGGCUAAAGAAAAACAUAUAGACCAAAAUCCGACAGCAGAAGGAUUAAAAAAAAAAAGUAAAAAAAAGCUCAGGGUCAAAAAAGAUGAAAACGCCGCCAAAAAUGCGUGA